AUGGAGUUCCCUGUUGACGGCCUGGUCAGCGUGAGCCAAGAGAACCUGGAGAGAUCAGCCCAGGACUACAUGAACAGCCUCCUCCACAGCACCCCUGACUCACCCCAACACCUCACCCUCGCAAACAACACACAGGUAAAUAAAUCCUCACUCUUCCACACUCUACAUAGGUAAAUAAACCCUCACUCUGCCACAUUCUACACAGGUAAAUACACCCUCACUCUGCCUCACUCUACACAGGUAAAAUAAAUAAUAACCCUGCCAUACUCUACAUAGGUAAAUAAAACCUGACUCUGCCACAUUCUACACAGGUAAAUAAGCCCUCACUCUGCCACACUGUACACAGGUAAAAAAAAUAAAAAUAAAAAAAAUGGUCUGAUUAAACAAAAUUUGAACUGUUUGGCCAUAAUGACCAUCGUUAUGUUUGGAGGAAAAAGGGGGACGUUUGCAAGCUGAAGAACACCACCCCAACCGUAAAGCAUGGGGGUGGCAGCAUCAUGCUGUGGGGGUGCUUUGCUGAAGGAGGGACUGGUGCACUUCACAAAAUAGAUGGCAUCAUGAGGAAGGAAAAUGAUGUGGAUAUAUUGAAGCAACAUCUCAAGACAUCAGUCAGGAAGUUAAAGCUUGGUCGCAAAUGGGUCUUCCAAAUGGACAAUGACCCCAAGCAUACUUCCAAAGUUGUGGCAAAAUGGCUUAAGGACAACAAAGUCAAGGUAUUGGAGUGGCCAUCACAAAGCCCUGACCUCAAUCCUAUAGAAAAUGUAUGUGCAGAACUGAAAAAGCGUGUGCGAGCAAGGAGGUCUAUAAACCUGACUCAGUUACACCAUCUCUGUCAGGAGGAAUGGGCCAAAAUUCACCCAACUUAUUGUGGGAAGCUUGUGGAAGGCUACCCGAAACGUUUGACCCAAGUUAAACAAUUUAAAGGCAAUGCUACCAAAUACUAAUUGAGUGUAUGUAAACUUCUGACCCACUGGGAAUGUGAUGAAAGAAAUAAAAGCUGAAAUAAAAAAUUCUCUCUACUAUUAUUCUGACAUUUCACAUUCUUAAAAUAAAGUGGUGAUCCUAACUGACCUAAGACAGGGAAUUUGUACUAGGAUUAAAUGUCAGGAAUUGUGAAAAACUGAGUUUAAAUGUUUUUGGCUAAGGUAUAUGUAAACUUCCGACUUCAACUGUAAAUAAACCCUCACUCUGCACAGGUAAAUAAACCCUGUCUCUGCCACAUUCUACACAGGUAAAUAAACCCUCACUCUGCCACACUCCACACAGGUAAUUAAACCCUCAUUCUGCCACACUCUACACAGGUAAAUACAUCCUCACUCUGCCACACUCUACACAGGUAAAUAAAACCUCACUCUACACAGGUAAAUAAACCCUCACUCUGCCAUACUCCACACAGGUAAAUAAACCCUCACUCUGCUACGCCCUACACAGGUAAAUAAACACUCACCCUGUCACACUCUACACAGGUAAAUAAACCCUAACUCUUCCACACUCUACACAGGUAAAUAAACCCUCACUGCCACACUCUACACAGGUAAAUAAACCCUCACUCUGCCAAACUGUACACAGGUAAAUACAUCCUCACUCUGCCUCACUCUACACAGCUAAAUAAACCCUCACUCUACACAAGUAAAUAACCCUGACUCUGCCACAUUCUACACUGUUAAAAACACCCUCACUUUGCCACACUCUACACAGGUAAAACAAAUAAUCAUGCAGACACACUCUACACAGGUAAAUAAACCCUCACUCUGCCAUACUCUACACAGGUAAAUAAACCCUCACUCUGCCACACUCUACACAGGUUAAUAAACCUUAAAUCUGCCACACUCUACACAGGUAAAUAAAUCCUCACUUUACACAGGUAAAUAAACCCUGACUCUGCCACACUGUACACAGGUUUAAAAAUAAACUCACUCUGCAACAUUCUACACAGGUAAAUAAACCCUCACUCUGCCACAGUCUACACAGGUAAAUAAACCCUCACUCUGUCACACUCUACACAGGUAAAGAAAACAUCACUCUGUCAAACUCUACACAGGUAAAUAAAUCCUCACUUUACACAGGUAAAUAAACCCUGACUCUGCCACACUGUACACAGGUUUAAAAAUAAACUCACUCUGCAACAUUCUACACAGGUAAAUAAACCCUCACUCUGCCACAGUCUACACAGGUAAAUAAACCCUCACUCUGUCACACUCUACACAGGUAAAGAAAACAUCACUCUGUCAAACUCUACACAGGUAAAUAAACCCUCACUCUGACACACUCUAAACAGGUAAAUAAAUCCUCACUCUACACAGGUAAAUAAAGCCUCACUCUGCCACACUCUACACAGUUAAAUUAACCCUCACUCUGACACACUCUACACAGGAAAAUAAACUCACUCUGACACACUCUACACAGGUAAAUAAACCCUCACUCUGCCACACUCUACACAGGUAAAAAAAUCCUCACUCUACACAGGUAAAUAAACCCUCACUCUGCCACACUCUACACAGGUAAAUAAACCCUCAGUCUGCCACAGUCUACACAGGUAAAUAAACCCUCACUCUGCCACACUCUACACAGGUAAAUAUACCUUAACGCUACACAGGUAAAUAGACCCUGUCUCUGCCACAUUUUACAAAAGUAAAUAGACCUUUACUCUGCCACACUCCACACAGGUAAAUAAAUCCUCACCCUGCCACACUCUACACAGGUAAAUAAACCCUCAAUCUACACAGGUAAAUAACCCGGACUCUGCCACAUUCUACACAGGUAAAUACACCCUCACUCUGCCACACUCUACACAGGUAAAUAAACCCUCACUCUGUCACACUCUACACAGGUAAAUAAACCCUCACUCUUCCACACUCUACACAGGUAAAUAAACCCUCACUCUGCACAGGUAAAUAAACCCUGUCUCUGCCACAUUCUACACAGGUAAAUAAACCCUCACUCUGCCACAAUCUACACAGGUAAAUAAACCCUCACUCUGCCACACUCUGCACAGGUAAAUAAACCCUCACUCUGACACACUCUACACAGGUAAAUAAACCCUUGCUCUGCCACACUCUACACAGGUAAAUAAAUCCUCACCCUGCCACACUCUACACAGGUAAAUAAACCCUCGCUCUGCCACACUCUACACAGGUAAAUAAAUCCUCACUCUGCCACACUCUACACAGGUAAAUAAAUCCUCACUCUUCCACACUCUACACAGGUAAAUAUACCCUUACGCUACACAGGUAAAUAAACCCUGUCUCUGCCACAUUUUACAAAGGUAAAUAGACCUUCACUCUGCCACACUCUACACAGGUAAAUAAACCCUCACUCUACACAGGUAAAUAACCCGGACUCUGCCACAUUCUACACAGGUCAAUUAACCCUCACUCUGCCACAUUUUACAAAGGUAAAUACAGUGAUCCCUCGCCACUUCGCGGUUCACUUAUCGCGGAUUCGCUAUUUCGCGGAUUUUCAUAAUGCAUUUUUUUUUUUUUGGUGCAUUGUGCUCUGCAUUCUGAUUCGCUAAAAACUCACUCCCGCUUCUUGUAUCAAAACAUGCUACGAAUUGUGCUAUCAUUUUGUCGUCUCGUGCAGUUAUGUGUACGUACAUAAAACAGCUUGGCAAAUUUACAUUAAGUUGGCCAAAUUAUCUUGUAAUUUCGAACAUCUCCUAAACCCAUAAUGUCGACGAAACGGCCUGGACCGACAAAAGCACCUGCGGAUGGGCCCAAACGGCGGAAGAUGCUACCUAUCUCAGAUAAAGUUAAACUUCUGGACAUGCUAAGGGAAGGUAAAAGCUAUGCAGCCGUUGCUCGCCAUUACGGAAUCAAUGAAUCUUCCGUUCGUUACAUAAAGAAGGAGGAAAAAAACAUAAGGACGACAGCAGCAGUCAAUUUUAAUACGAAUGCAAAAAGGGUUGUAACUGUCCGCAACAAGACCAUGGUACGGAUGGAGACGGCAUUAGCUCUGUGGAUUAAUGACUUCAGGAAAAAAAACAUAACCCUGGAUACAAACGUUAUCUGCACAAAAGCGAGAAUGCUGUAUGAAAACUUUGCUGUCAGUGACGGGGAAGAGGGAGAGGAUGCCGGGCCCUCAGCAAGUGCUGCUGACACAGUGGGAGAGGAUGCCAGGCCCCCAGCAAGUGCUGCUGACAAAGUGCCAAGCGCAUUUAAUGCAAGCAAGGGCUGGUUUGAAAAGUUUAAGAAACGCUUUGGACUUAAAAAUGUUUGUCUGCACGGUGAGAUGGCGUCUGCGGAUACCGCUGAGGCAGAAGCCUUCGUGAACAAUAAAUUCAAGGCGAUCAUUGAGGAGGGGGGAUAUAAGCCCCAACAAGUUUUUAACAUGGAUGAGACUGCCUUAUUUUGGAAACGAAUGCCCUCCCGCACCUUCAUCAUGCAGGAAGAAGCCAAAGCCCCAGGAUUUAAAGUUCACAAAGACCGUUUGACCCUGGCUAUGUGCGACGAUGAAAGAGAAGAGGGAGAAGAGGACACGAGAGAUGAGGAGGAAGGACUAACGCUUGGUCGCUUAGCAACCAUGGUGCGAAUGGCCACUGAACUUAAGCGAGUAGCUGAGGAAUGGGACCCUUUGAUGAGCCGUUCAUUACAGUUCUCCAACGUAAUCGAUGGUGGCAUGUCGGUGUACAAGGAUCUUUUUGCAAAGAAGAAAAAAGAGCGACAACAGCUGCCUAUCACUAUGUUCUUCUCCCGAACAAACACACCUGCACCGCGGGCUUCAGAAGAAGAGAACACUGCAGAGCGCAGUCAGGAUGCAGCGGCCCAGUCUGAAGAGCAGUGAAACGGCCUACACGUGAGUCACUGUAUUUGUAUACAUGUAAUAGUUGCUAAUUGUAAAAAAAAAAAGUUUUCUAUUUCGCGGAUUUCACUUAUCGCGGGUCAUUUUCGGAACGUAACCCCCGCGAUAAACGAGGGAUUACUGUACAUCCUCACCCUGCCACACUCUACACAGGUAAAUAAACCCUCACUCUACACAGGUAAAUAACCCGGACUCUGCCACAUUCUACACAGGUCAAUUAACCCUCACUCUGCCACAUUUUACAAAGGUAAAUACAUCCUCACCCUGCCACAUUCUACACAGGUAAAUUAACCCUCACUCUGCCACACUCUACACAGGUAAAUAAACCCUCACUCUGUCACACUCUACACAGGUAAAUACAUCCUCAUUCUUCCACACUCUGCACAGGAAAAUAAAACCUCACUCUACACAGGUAAAUAUACCCUCACUCUGCCACACUCCACAAAGGUAAAUACAUCUUCACUCUGCCAAACUACACAGGUAAAUAAACCUCACUCUACACAGGUAAAUAACCCUGACUCUGCCACAUUCUACACUGUUAAAUACACCCUCACUCUGCCACACUCUACACAGGUUUUUUUUUUUAUCAUGCAGCCACACUCUACACAGGUAAAUAAACCCUCACUCUGCCAUACUCUACACAGGUAAAUAAACCCUCACUCUGCUACGCUCUACACAGAUAAAUAAACCCUCACUCUCCCACACUCAACACAGGUAAUAAACUCUCACUCUGCCACACUCUACACAGGUAAAUAAACCAUCACCCUGCCACACUCUACACAGGUAAAAUAACUGUGAAGAGUUUGACACGUGUUAAAGUUAAAUCUAGCUAGCUAACAAUUCCACAGCCACAACAAAGUGAUGUGCUGUAGGUGAGAAGCUUGGAUCCAGUGCUGCACAACUUCUCCUCGUGGCUAUGUCGUCUUGAAACCAGGGGAAACCAGCUGCAGACAGUCAGGGGCAGGUGUUGCUCUGUGGUCUGGCAAAAAUAAUAUGAUAUAAUUCAUAUAAUUUGAAAUAAUCAGUCACAUUGAUGCUGUAAGCUAAUGGUUGAACUUUGACCUUGUUCUCCUGUCCUCUCCCAGGUGCCCAUUGGUCUUUCCAAUGUGGGUUUCGUUCCUCUAUAUGGUGCCAACAUGAGACAGAAAGUCCUUGCCCUGUUCUCCCAACAGGACCAGUUUACAGGUGACUGAGUGACUCACACUGUCUGAUGAGGACAAUGUUGAUGGUGUUGACACAAAAUGGAGACGGCUCCUGGGUAACUGGGCUAGUUUAGUUUGAACCAUGGUUUGUUCAAAUCUUCCCUCCUACCAAAGAAUUGUUGUAAUGCCCCAGUCUGUGUUUUGUGUCUUCAGGAACAACAUGCCUUAUAUAUACAGCCAGGUCCAAAAUUAUUGGCACCCUUGAUAAAUAAAUUGGAGCAAAAAUACUGAGCAAAAUAGCCCCAUAACAUCAAAGAUCCACCACCAUAUUUUACAGUAGGUAUGGAGUUAUUUUAUGCUUAUCACAUCCUACUGUCAACGCCAAAUCCACCACUGGUGUGGGUGGCAAAAGAGCUCUAUAUUCAUGUCAUCCAACAAAUGUAAACACCUGGGGUUUGCUAAAUGGCAUUGGCAAUUGGAUUGGAACCAGUGCUAUGGUCAGAUUACAUGAAAAUAGAGCUCUUUGGCCACGCACACCAGCGGUGGGUUUCACGUCAAAAGAAAGAUGCAUAUGCAGAAAAUAACCACAUACCUACUGUAAAAUAUGGUGGUGGAUCUUUGAUGUUAUGGAGAUAUUUUGCUUCCACUGGUCCUGGGGCCCUUGUUAAGGUGAAAGGCAUGAUGUACUUUUCCAGAAUAUUUUAGCCAAAAACCUGGGUGCCUCUGCCAGCAAGUGGAUCUUCCAGCAAGACAAUAACCCCAAGCAUACAUCAAAAUCCACAAAUAAAUUAUUAAUUGACCACAAAAUCUACAUUUGGCCAUCUCAGUCUCCGGACUUGAAAGCCAUUGAAAACCUAUGGUUUGAUUUGAAGAUGGCACAUCCAUAAGCGCAGACGAAGGAUAUCAAGGAUCUGGAAAGAUUCUGUAUGGAGGAAUGGUCUAAGAUCCCUCCCAAUGUGUUCUCCAAUCUCAUAAAACAUUUAAGAAAAAGGCUCCUUGCAAGGUGAGGUAUUGAAAGGUAUUGAAAACAGUGGUGGCAAUAAAACUGACCCUUAUCUUUUUAAGAGAAAAAAAAUUAACUUGUUAAACCAAAUCUAUUUUUCUGAGCAAUUGCGUUAGGACAAAAUAUUAUAAUUUUCUAUUAUUUAUUUUUUUGCAUAUAAUAUAGCUCAGUAUUUGUAUAAUUUAUUUUAACAGACUUUUUUGCUCAUCUUUAUCAAGGGUGCCAAUAAUUGUGGACCUGACUGUAUUUACCAAAUGUAAUAGUUAAGAAACUAUGUUAUAAUGUUUAAAAGAGGUUUAUAUAUAGUUGAUAUGUUGUAUUUAUCUACUGUUUUUGUGUAUUUCCUCUCAGCGGUGGGGCUGUACCUGUUGGAUCGAUGGUGGUCACUGGAGAACAUCUUAAAAACAGCCGACUCGACCAGAGAUGGAGCUGUGGAGGUAUGAUCAGUUGUCUCUCCUUUGAAAACAAAAUGACUGUUAUUUGUUGGAACUAGACCACAAUGGUUGUAUAGAGAUACAAAAUAGCACGUGCAUCAAUACUCACUAUUCGUUGUAAAAGUUAUUAUAUAGUUAUAACAAAAUUAAAUAGUUGGAAAAUAAAGACGCAACCGAAGAUAAGCGAAAGAUACAAUUUUGUGGGUUUAUUUGAUCAUAUCUUACUGGAGAAUAUGACAGUAUGUGUCAGUGAAUUAAAUGAGACACUUUAGCGGUGCUGACAUGGUUGUGUGUUUGUCUUCAGGUGGAGACCAUAGGGGAGCGGAUCGUUCUGUAUGUUUUGAACCGUGUGGUGUACAGAGCCAAGGAGAUUAGUUCUGGCGAACUACCUUUCCUCUGCCACGGAGAGAACGACUACGCCAAGAUCCUUUGGAAAGACGGACAGGCAGUCGGCUUCUACUCAGUCAAACCUGCAGGUAAGAAACAGCUUUUAUUGUUGUGAGUAACUAACCAUUAUCCACCUCCACUAAGUAGCACCUUUUUGGGUGAUGCAUGGCGGCCAUCUUAGGCUAGAAUCCUCAUCACAUAUGAGUUAUUGCGUGGUAGAGCUGAGGUUAUGUGCUUUAAGUGUUAGUUACGGUGCUGUUAAAUAAACUAUCGGUGACCAUUAAUAAUGAAUUAUUUAGAUACUGAAGAGCAUAUGUGUGCAUUGUAUAACACAGAUGGUGCUUAACUCACAAAGCCAAUUUUCACUUCUCAUAGAUGUUUCUAUGUAUGUACUGUAUGCAGGGAUGUAGUGUUGUCGUAGCCCGCAGGCGCGGUGCACCCUAAAUGUUUUCAAUUUGAGAAUACACGGAGCUGGUAAAAAUAUUUCAGGGAAAUGUAUUCUGAUAAAUUCUAAAUAAAUUAUAUUUAAUUACUACUCAAAUUCCAUGAAAACGAUAGAAUGACAUACUAAAUAAAUAUCUAGGCUAUAGCAGCCUAUAAGUAGGUUUCUAAAACAUCUGUCUUCAAAACAGUUUGUUAUGGACUUAGGGAUAAUGUAGACUAUGACGCACUUGAACUCACCCUACUGUCCGAGUGCUUAGCUUACAGAAACGUACCACCUCUACUGUGUAUGCAGACAAACUGAUCCACUGCAUGAACCUCAUCAUCACACCAAUGAGAUCUAGAAUCCAAAUUCACUGUGUCUGCCUUGAUGUUCAUAAAACUCCAUGGACCCCCUCUUGUGCAGUGGAACCCAGAACGAUAUGUGACCACUUGGUUACGGCGCUGUCCUUUCACCUCCACGAUUCAAAGGUCGCUCAAAUCACUUAAAAUAACCCUAAUCAAGAUCUGUUGCCUACGGCUAAUAGUCAUACUCAUCACUUAUUAUUAUUAUUAUUAUUAUAAAUAGAAGAUUAUCACUUCUCACAAUGGUGCUCGUUUAGUAAAGUUAGGUCAAAGCUGAAUCAAUAUUUUACAUUUUAGUCAUUUAGCAGACGCUCUUAUCCAGAGCGACUUACAUGAGCAAUUAGGGUUAAGUGCCUUGCUUAAGGGCACAUCGACAGAUUUUUCACCUAGUCGGCUCGGGGAUUAGAACCAGAGACCUUUCGGUUACUGGCACAACGCUCUUACCCACUAAGCUACCUGCCGUCCAAUAGCUCGCAAGAUCAAAUAAUGAUUCAUUAGUUGGCCUAUUUUCCAUAACAGAAGCACAUAUAAUAGUAGGCUACAGUAUAACAUGUUACACCAAAAAACACCUCCUCGGUCAUUUCUUAUCUGAAGCUGAAUAGUCCCCCAAAAAAUCCUCAUGUGGCCAAAACUCAAUAGCAUGAGCCACUAAGCAGGAUAUAGGCCUAAGUUUUGAUUGAAACUAACACCAUCUGCUUUAAUUUAUGCAUAGUCACUUUAACUCUACCCACAUGUACAUAUUACCUCAACUACCUCAACUAGCCGGUGCCCCCGCACAUUGACUCUGCAACGGUACCCCCCUGUAUAUAUACAGUGGGGAAAAAAGGUAUUUAGUCAGCCACCAAUUGUGCAAGUUCUCCCACUUAAAAAGAUGAGAGAGGCCUGUAAUUUUCAUCAUAGGUACACGUCAACUAUGACAGACAAAUUGAGAAAAAAAAAUCCAGAAAAUCCCAUUGUAGGAUUUUUAAUGAAUUUAUUUGCAAAUUAUGGUGGAAAAUAAGUAUUUGGUCACCUACAAACAAGCAAGAUUUCUGGCUCUCACAGACCUGUAACUUCUUCUUUAAGAGGCUCCUCUGUCCUCCACUCGUUACCUGUAUUAAUGGCACCUGUUUGAACUUGUUAUCAGUAUAAAAGACACCUGUCCACAACCUCAAACAGUCACACUCCAAACUCCACAAUGGCCAAGACCAAAGAGCUGUCAAAGGACACCAAAAACAAAAUUGUAGACCUGCACCAGGCUGGGAAGACUGAAUCUGCAAUAGGUAAGCAGCUUGGUUUGAAGAAAUUAACUGUGGGAGCAAUUAUUAGGAAAUGGAAGACAUACAAGACCACUGAUAAUCUCCCUCGAUCUGGGGCUCCACGCAAGAUCUCACCCCGUGGGGUCAAAAUGAUCACAAGAACGGUGAGCAAAAAUCCCAGAACCACACGGGGGGACCUAGUGAAUGACCUGCAGAGAGCUGGGACCAAAGUAACAAAGCCUACCAUCAGUAACACACUACGCCGCCAGGGACUCAAAUCCUGCAGUGCGAGACGUGUCCCCCUGCUUAAGCCAGUACAUGUCCAGGCCCGUCUGAAGUGCAUUUGGAUGAUCCAGAAGAGGAUUGGGAGAAUGUCAUAUGGUCAGAUGAAACCAAAAUAUAACUUUUUGGUAAAAACUCAACUCGUCAUGUUUGGAGGACAAAGAAUGCUGAGUUGCAUCCAAAGAACACCAUACCUACUGUGAAGCAUGGGGUUGGAAACAUCAUGCUUUGGGGCUGUUUUUCUGCAAAGGGACCAGGACGACUGAUCCGUGUAAAGGAAAGAAUGAAUGGGGCCAUGUAUCGUGAGAUUUUGAGUGAAACCCUCCUUCCAUCAGCAAGGGCAUUGAAGAUGAAACGUGGCUGGGUCUUUCAGCAUGACAAUGAUCCCAAACACACCGCCCGGGCAACGAAGGAGUGGCUUCGUAAGAAGCAUUUCAAGGUCCUGGAGUGGCCUACCCAGUCUCCAGAUCUCAACCCCAUAGAAAAUCUUUGGAGGGAGUUGAAAGUCUGUGUUGCCCAGCGACAGCCCCAAAACAUCACUGCUCUAGAGGAGAUCUGCAUGGAGGAAUGGGCCAAAAUACCAGCAACAGUGUGUGAAAACCUUUUGAAGACUUACAGAAAACGUUUGACCUGUGUCAUUGCCAACAAAGGGUAUAUAACAAAGUAUUGAGAAACUUUUGUUAUUGACCAAAUACUUAUUUUCCACCAUCAUAUGCCAAUAAAUUCAUUAAAAAUCCUACAAUGUGAUUUUCUGGAUUUUUUUUUCUCAUUUUGUCUGUCAUAGUUGACGUGUACCUAUGAUGAAAAUUACAGGCCUCUCUCAUCUUUUUAAGUGGGAGAACUUGCACAAUUGGUGGCUGACUAAAUACUUUUUUUCCCCACUGUAGCCUCCCUACUGUCACUUUAUUUUACUGUAUAUAUAGCCUCCCUACUGUCACUUUAUUUUACUUCUGCUCCUUUUUUCCUCAACACUUUUUUUGUUGUUGUUUUAUUCUUACUUUUUUUGUUUAAAAUAAAUGCACUGUUGGUUAAGGGCUGUAAGUAAGCAUUUCACUGUAAUGUCUGCACCUGUUGUAUUCGGCGCAUGUGACCAAUACAAUUUGAUUUGAUUUGAUUUAAUUAAGCUCACGAAACAGUAAUUCAAGAAGAUCUAAACGCAUAUUCCCAUGAAACUGAUUGAGAUCAAAUGAUUGGCAUGCAGUUAGGACAUUUUCACCAGGUAAAACGUAAAGAAUUAUCAUACACGAUUGACAUUGAUGGCCUAUUUUGAAAUUAAGAUAUGCCUAACUUGGUGUAUGAGGGUAUAAAAAAUAAAACAUUGUCUGCUGACAAUAUGUGUGGGUAUAGGAAGACGUUGCAAUUGGAGGAUGCAUUUUAUGCAUAGGCCUAUUCUACAAUGAUAUUCAAUAGGUCACAUCUGUCGGUACAAGCUUUGAUUGAGAAAUGACAUUUAAAAAAAAAAAUAUUUUAAAAAGUCUCACUCACCUAAAGAAAUACUGUAUGUAUGCUGUCAGUACUUCUAUACAUACUGUAUGUCUGGCUAUGUUGACAUCUCGUCUCCAUUUUGUUUUCCCUAUAGGCAGCUUGUGCAGUUCCUUCUUAACCCAACGCUAUCACAUUCCUGUCAUGGAUUCCAUAUUCGUCAGGAAGUGUCACCGUGGCAACGGUCUGGGUCUUCAGAUGCUGGAGAACUUUGUUGACAGUUUCAAAGAGGAAUGCCUUGGGUUGAGAUACCCCCUUUCAAAAGCUAUGUACAAAGGUAAUCAACCUUUUUUUACUAGUUGUUGGAUAUAGAAUGUUCACACAGAGUUCCCUAAGUUGCGGCCACCAGCCUACCAGUCCACUUUCCUAACAACUGCUCUGUAUUGUUCUCCAGUGUGUGGGAAGUAUCUGAGCCUGUACCCAGCCCACAGAGACCUACUGUGGGAGGUGGAGAGUAUUGGAGGACCCAGCCAGAGGACCAACAUAGCCAACAAGAUCCAUACCAUGGCCACGAGCAGUAUGUUUAUCACAGAUUUCAAAUGGAAGAUGUGA
Messenger RNA from Coregonus sp. 'balchen', 12106 nucleotides. NCBI's taxonomy places the organism in Eukaryota, Metazoa, Chordata, Actinopteri, Salmoniformes, Salmonidae. The record is from the annotation of a GenBank genome assembly.